AGCAACCCGCUCGGAGGAGCCUGGGCUCUCCCUCCCACAAUGCAUCAUCGCUGCAAGCACAGCACUGCCAUGUUUGUACCCUGACCGUGGCUGGGAAUCGUUGCCGCAUAGGAAGUGUUGCCUUGUCAUUUUCAGGCUAAAUACCGUCGUAAUGGUGAAACACUGAAGAUUAAAUGCACCCUUAAGUUUUGUAGCCAGAGUCGAAGCGGGACGCGCCUUGCACCAUGUCAGCCAACGCUCAGGACUAUGACUUUGAUGAAUAUGACAAACCCGGUGCUGAGAGGUCACGCAGGAGGAGAGGUGAAGAUGAUGAUCUAGAGAGUGAUUUGGAAGAGGAUUUGUUGGAGGAGGAUUGGCUGUCGGGUAAAAAGAAUCCCUCAGAGGUGUCAGAUGAAGAGCUCAAUGAUGACCUUCUUCAAAGUGAUGAUGAAGAUGUAAAUAUGAGCGGUCAGGAUGUGUGCCUCAAUGCCACAUACAGCUUGGGCACAUCCUAUGGCCAGCAGGACAACUCGCAGGAAGCAGACUACACAGAUGACGUCGUGAACCUGGGCGCAGAGGGCUGUGAAGGAGGGGGUGAGGAGGGGUACCAGCAAGAGGAGUACACAGAGGAAUACAGCCAGGACGACAACGCAGAGAUGCCUGUAGACCAGAUGGAUUACAGUGAAGAGCAGGCUGAGGGUGACGAUGGCUUCCAGGACGAAGUGCUAGACAUCCAAAUCAAUGAGCCCAUAGAUGGUGAAUUUCAAGAUGAUGAUGAUUAUCAAACCUCCUAUGAUGAUCAGCCUGUGGAUGGACAUGGAGUCCAACAGGAAGAGGCCCCUGUGGAGGAAGAGGAGGAGGCUGUAGGGGGAGAAGAGCAGCAGGAAGAGGAGGAGGAAGACACAGCCGAGGGCUCUCAGGUCUUUGACACAGAGGAGGUCGAAAACGAAGCUGUGCCUGAAGAAACAAAGGAGGAAUCCGAUGAGGAGGAUGAAGACGAUGAAGAGUCUGGUCGCAUACGGUUCAAAUCGGAGAGAAAGGAUGGUGCUGUUGUUCGGUUGGCUGACGCGAGUAAAAGGAGAAAUAUCCCUGAAACUCUAGAACUGUCUGAGAAGGCCAAGCAAGAUCUUAUGGAGUUUGAAGAACAAGAGCGACAAAAGAGACAAAACCGUUAUGGAGGCCGAGGCAGAGGAGGAGGAGGCGGUGGUGGAGGAGGAGGAGGAGCCGGUGGAGGGCGAGGAGGCAGAGGAAGAGGAGGCUUUCCACCUUUUGGAAUGACCGACUUUAGAGGAAACAGAGGAAGAAUGCAUGACCACAGGCCCCCACUGAUGGGAAACAUGGGCAUGCUGCAGCCAUCCUCCCGAAUGCCUCCGCCUCAUCAGCUUCAUCAGCAGCAACUGCAGUCCCAGCAGCACCAUCCUUCACGUCCGAGAGGACCUCCUCCUUUCCAAGAGCAUGGGCGCCCGCUGGCCCAGCAGCCUCUUCAGCCCCUCAUCCCCCCGCACAUGGCUCACCGCUCCCCGCCGUUACGGCCCCAGAUGGAGCCGCCACCACGAAUGAUGAGCUCCCCGCCACCUAACUUCCCCCAGCAUCACCAGCAGCAGCCUCCACAGCCCAAAAACAUCCACAUUAACCCCCAUUUCAGAGGACCCACGUCAUCCUCUGUUCAAGUGCCCUUGAUGCCUCCUGCUCAGAGCCAGCCCAGACCUGCUGUGGGUCCUCAGAGGUUCCCAGGACCGGGAGACUUCCAGCAGCACAUGUCUGGUAAUUUUGGUCAGCCCCAGCGGCCCCCUCAUCACAUGGAGCCCUUUAGGAACCAGCCACCUCAAGGCCCCCAAGACAGAGAGCCGCUCUUUAUGGGAGAGCGCACAGAGUCAACACGGUUUCCAGGGCAGCACAUGUUUGAUCACCAGGGCCCCACCCCUCUGAUGAACAACAGCCACAACCUCCACCACCAGCAGCAGCUGCCCGGCCAGGGCCACAUGGGCUUCGGCCCACCAGGGCCAGCCUUUAACCAGCCGGGCCAGGGUCCACUUGGGCUUUUUCAGAGAGAACCCCCAAGACCAAACCUCCCUCCCCACCAAGGCCACCAGGGGAUGGUCGGCUUGAAUCAGCAAGGCGGCCCCCCAAACCAGCCCCGACCCUUCAUGGGCCCUCGUCAGCCGUUCGGCCAGCAGGGGAACCUUUUCCCCCCUCCACAAGUCCAGUUUGGGAUGCAGGUACGACUAAGAGGCUUAAUGCACGGCCCUCCUGUCUCCCAGCUUCCACACCACGACCCCAUGCAAUCCCAUCAGCCCGUGCACCAGCACCAGCAACAUCAUAGGCAAGAGUUAUCCCAUCAUCAGCAGCAGCAGCUAAAUGUCAAUGAGCCUCGCUCAAUGAUGCACCAUGGCCAGAAUCUCUUCCACCAACAGCAGGUGCAUGGCAGCCCGAGACAGAUGAGUCCCCGCCCUCAGAACCCCCAACAGCGAAACAUGUCCAACAGACAGAGGAUGAACACACCUAUCUCCAAGCAAAUGCAGCAGCGCAACAGCAACCUACGGGAGCUCCCUGUAGCACCUGGCAACACAAACAUGAACAGUGCCCGCCCCGCCUCCAACGUUAGGCCUGUUGCCAAGGCAACGCAGGGGGUGCGUCCCGGGCAGAGCUCUCAGGCGGUGCCUGCUGGUGGCAGAGGAAGAGGCCAAGUUUCUGCCAAGACUGAAACACAGCCUGGGGGAGAGGUCAGGACAGUGGUCCGCAAAGAAAUCCCGAGCACACCGUCCAGCACGGCACCACAGAACCCGGAUGAAGAUGAGGAGACACGGCAGUACCGUCUGAAGAUUGAGGAGCAGAAGCGUCUGAGAGAGGAGAUCCUGAAGAGAAAGGAGAUGCGACGGCAGAUGCAGGCUGGUGUCAGAAAGAAGGAGCUGCUGGACAGGCUCAAUUGCCAGACAAACACGACGAGCCCAAGCCCAGCUCCUUCACAGAUUCAACCCUUACAGCAGAUUCAGCAAACACCACACCCUGUACAGCAACAACCUCCACCACCACCCCAACAGCAGCAGCAGCAGCAGCAGCAGCAACAACAGCAACAACAGCAAAAACAGCUACAACCACAACAGUUGAGACCGUUUCCUCAGAGAACACCGCAGUCAUUAAAUCAGUCACUAAAGAAUCCUAAUCAAGGCACCCCCAUCCCUCCCAAUGGCAGUGCGCAGACUCCUACGCCACGUCCCAAUGUCAAGACACGCCUGCAGAUGGCGAAAGGUAGCACCCAGCAGCAACAGGCCCCUGGGCCUGGUCCAGACCAGCAGUGGAAACGGCCCCAACCAAAUCCACAGCAGCUGCUACAACAGCGAAGGAACAGUGCUGGACAGAACAUAAACAGGCCUGCUGCUCAGAUCCAGUCCAAUCAGGUCCCCCCAAAGAAUAUACCUGUAUCUCCCUCUGUGGGCCCUGGUCCGGCUCAGGCUCAGCCACAGCCACAGCCUCAGACUCAAGGACCUAAACCUGGGGCUAAAAGAACUGUGAUGCAGCGGGCCAGGAAUUCUAGUUUCGAAGGACAGCAGGUGCCACAAAAAGUCAGAGUCGUCAAACUUUCAGGAGCGGGUGUGGACGACCCAGCGCAGCAAGAAGACAACUGGUCGGCUUCCCCGAUCAACCAGGUCGUCCAAAGGAAGGUCACCAUGACAGGACAGCAGCAACAGGCACCAGGCGGAACACCGCAGGCUGGCCGAGGGGCCAUUGGCAACCCACAGCAAAACAGGGUUGUCGUGUCGGGCCGGGGGCGAGCGAGAGGGGGUGGUCAGAUGGGUCGAGGUCGUCCGGUGUCCACCAGAGCGAGCCAAAAAGGUGCAGAGAUCGAACGCUGUACUGUGUCCAUAGAGGGCCUCUCCUCAUCCACAACUGACACUCAACUGAAGAACCUUCUCAGGUCCAUCGGCCCCAUAGAGAUGUUCAAAAUGAUGCCCCAGCAGAGGAAAGCAGUCGCCAAAUUUUCCAGUGCCCAGCAUGCAUCAAGUUUUCAGAUGAGUUUCCAUAGGCACAUGAUUGAUUUGUCCCACAUUGAUGUAUCGCUGAUUGAUGGAUGAGGAGCACAAUAAGAGCCAGGAGGUCUUGUUGCAAGAGGUCACUUUGUCCCAACGAGGGAGCUCCAACCUGGCACAGUUCUUCCACCCUACUGGGGAUCACUCACACAGUCGACGUCUGCACAGCAUCAUUUAUCUCCAAUCAACAGUGAACAGUCGGAACAGUGAACAUUACAGCAUUGGCUGCGAGCAUGCCAUUGUUCGACUUUGUCUACCAAUUGUCCAUUGUUGUAAAAUGGCACUGGAGAGACACUGGACAGUAAAUCCUACUUUGAUGUAGUGGAGAAUGUUUUAAGCAUCUUACACGGACACUAAGUAGAACGUAUUAUAGGAUAAUGGUUGCUCCCCCCUCUCAUACAGAUUUACUUAAAAUGUAUAGUUCUGAUGUGACCACUUAAUUGUAGUAUUUUAUUUUUUUGUGGCCUGCUGUUUGGUUUGGAUUUAGGAUGCCAUUGUGGCCGGACUUACUCACAUCCAGUAGCAGUGUUUAUUUCCCCCUGUAGAUGGCAGUAUUUCAUCAGUAAUGGUGCUUCAGUUUAGUCCGACUCAGCCAGCAUUCAGGUACAGAUGACUUUCCAAGCAGUUUUUGGGUGAAUGGCACUACCUAGUGGAGAACUUGCAUAAAGGCACAGAGGUGGAUGAUUUUAACGUUUGACACAUAGCAGUGACUGGGAGCAAUUUGGCAAAAGAUUGAUAAAACAUUUUUUCUAAAUUCCCAGUGGUUAAGGGAUUUGUAAUUGUUGUUACUCUGAUGUAGAUUUCGUGGUACUUUGUGCUGGGACAGAUUGUUCGGAUCAUCUCUCGUUCAGGGCGGUCAGUUUGGUAAUUUGGCGUUGCUCGUUGGUCUGACUGUUCGGAGGUCUUUUAACUGUUAAUAAUCUGUAUUUUAGUUGUAUUUAUGAUUAUGGAGUAGUUAGAUUUAGGUUUCUAAACCGGCUUGAGUGUACUUGAGGGAAUGCGUCUUUUUUUGGGGAUUUUUAUGAUGACAAUUUAAAUGUAUACUGUUGGUCGAUUUAAAGUACAUAGGAGAGAAUUGCUCACAAUUCAGGAUGCACACAUUUAAUUAAUUCUUUGCUUGGAUAUACAUUAAGUUAACUUCGCUCCAGUGUAAUUGUUCAGAACCUGCGUGACUUGAGGCUGUUGAUUUGGUGCCUUAUCACUGAGCUUCAUACCUUGUAGAGCACUUUGAACGGUUUGACUUUAUCACUGAGAUGGUAAUGUUGAUGCAGUACAGCAGAAAGGGGUCGAUUAUUUCUCUGUAAUACUUUCCCCAUACAUUGAAUUACCCUCGUUAAAAUUCUCUCUAAAUUCUACGCUCUUACUCAUAUUGAUAUCGGCCUAAGAUGAGAUGCAGUUCUUCAGAUGUGUGAGAAAUUGUUGGACAAUCUCCAAUGCAUCGCUUUGUUUUACUUUAUGUUCUCUGAGCAUGCACCCUUCUUUGGGGAGCGCAACCACAUCACUGAAACCUUAAAUUCUCUAAACACUUAACUUCCGCAUCAUUAAUAACCUAAACAUAGCAAGUCAGGCUCAUUUACUUUUCCAUAAUUCCAUAAUCGUUUCCUUCAUCACACAACAUUUCUGUCUGUUCUGUGUUCUAAUUUCCUGAAACCAAAGCAGUUCUUUUAAAUAUUCAGAUCGUUAUGCGUGUUCAGUAAUAACUGAAGUUCAGAUGUGAAUGUCAUGUACAUUAUUUUCAGGAAUGUGACAUAGGAAGCUGAGGGGGCAACCAUUAUCUAUGUAGUGAUCAUGUACAUAAGUAGACUUGAACUUUCUCUCAAUAUUUAUCCUGUAAAUUUUUUUUCUUUGUUUUUUUAGUUAUCCUUUACUUGCGUUGUAUCAAGUUAAUCAUUUUUAGAUGUAAAGAUAAAUGCUGAUGUGUCCAGACAUAAAUCAUUUUACAAGUGUUUUUGUUUCUAAUUUGGAGCCAAAAUGAAGAAUGACUGGACCACGUUUCUGUUUAUAAGACAUUUGACAAAAAGUUUAAAGGGGAAAACAAGAAAAUAAAAAAGUGGCCAAUAUACCGUGAGCAUGCAGGUAUGUGAAGCCGGUUAAACUUUAGCCCAAAGAUGUGUGGUUGUGUGUGAUGUUCCAUGUGUCUGGUGCCUUUUUAAGAUGAAUUAUAUUUAUUUGUGCUGCAUUUAUUAAUUUAUACGUAUUCUGAGAGUUCUUGGGUAUUCAACUUAUCAGAUAUAUUUUUAAAAGACAUUUUUUAAUGCCUUCUAUGGCAAGAAAUACUACCUCGUAGAGAUGCCACUGAAUUAUGGCAUUGAAAUUAUUUGCUUUACAAGCAGAAACAUGAGAAGUUUUGUCCUGUCACUUUAACUGUGAUGUCAUACUAAUGUUCAGCUCCACACAACCCGGACAUAAAGCAAAUGUCGCAGCUUGUUAAAUGCUUUCACUGGAUUUUUUUCGAUUGGAAUAAGCCAUAAUGAAUGUAAUUUGGAAGGUAAACAUGUAAAUGGUAAAUCAGCUCCUGGCUGUGCAUCUGGAUGACAUCACAGAUUAAGUUCAUUCGACAUGAGAAGAGUUGUUCACACUUCUAAGUAAUUAUUGGCCUCUGUGUUUGACCGCAUGUGUGAAUCAGUUUCAUACAUUUAGUGGUAUUUUCCUUAAAUUAAUCAUUACUUGAAAUAACUCAAAACCCACAGAGCUUUUAAAAGAAGCUGCACAUGCGUGAUUCUUUCCAGUAAAAGUCACUAUAUCUCGACAAGCUUCGAGACAAACAAGCUGAAAAUGUCUAAAAACCUAAAAUUCCUUCUUAAGUCCUGUAAAACUUGAGGUUUCGUGGUUUCAGUUCCUGUUUGUAUGUUGUACAGUUGUUCUAAACUGACUUCUUUAUGUUUUUAUUCCUUUUGUUUUUAGUUGAACUGAUGUUGAACUGAUGUUGAAAGGUUUUUGUUUCCUAACAAUGUGUAUUUAAUGUCUUUCAUGCUUGUGGGUUACACUUGACUUUUAGUCAUGUGGUAAAUCCUGUGGAUUUGAAAAAAUAUCGGCAAUGCCGGUGAUUGGUAUAUAAAUAUGAGACAUCUGUUCUUGUAACGGCAGAACAGAUUCAUAUUGAAUCUAUUUGUAACUUAAUUUUAAGGAUUUUGUACACAUUUUGUACCUUUUGAACUUUUAGAUAUGCUGUUAUAUUUCUCAAAAGUAAUUUAUUUGAGGAACAUGGUGCUUUUUUGUUUUGUUUUUACAAUAGCUCAUUUUCUCAUAGUUGCAUUAAGAUCUAGAUGAUUGACUUAGGAAAGGCUCAUAUGUGACAUUUCCAUGGGGCUUUCUUCAUUACUGCUGAUAAUGACAAGUGUCAAAGUCUAUAUGAGCUUUGGGUCUAGAUGGGUCAGGUUUUACACAACACUAACUUUUUUCCAACAGGUCCAUUUUGCAGACUGGCUGAAAUAAUCAUUUAAUUCUUUCCCUUUCUUCAGGUGUCAUCGCGUCAGCAGAUCAGUGACUGGCCUCACUGUGGCUGCUAGCCUUAAAGGCAGAGUUAAGGGGCCAUACCAAAGGUUCAGCAUGCUUUAACAAAAUCAACAAAUUGGAUUAUAAAUGGGUUAUAAUUUGCUUCUGAACACUUUUCCCAACUUAAAGGCAGCUAUUGUUUGUAGUUGUCGCUAUCACAAUGUAAAAUUCCUUGGCACUGGACUAUUAGUUGACUUUACGUUAUGUUAACGUUUUGUUACUGUUGCAUGAUGAGGCAGUAGAUGUUAUUGGUUGUCUGUAGAUGCAAUUAGGUUCCUAAGCAAAACUCCAACAUCUGAAAUUUGAGGUGGGGAACUUAUAGUUGGUCCCUCUCAUGUAAUAAUAAUUAAAGGUUAUUUGAAAUCACUUGCUGCUGUCUUUUAAGCGACAAAUGUAACUUCCUGGAGAAAUACAGUUGAUUUUUACUUCCUAAAUACAGUCGUUUUUAGGUCGGACGAAACGCAGAGCAUCAAUAUUUGAUGACUUGUGGAUGAGACUCAACAAUCAACCAUCUUUCUCCAGGAAGUUAGAUUUGUUUUCCUUUUUAAAGACAUUUCCUGUUUUCUUGAACGCAUUUCUGUUCUGCUGGUAUGAGAAAUAAUUCAUUUUACAACAUGUUUCAUCACACGUCAGUCAAAUCAAAAGUUUUUAAUGGGGUUUAUAUAUUUACCUUUUCGUAAGCGACCCAUAAGAUACCGAUUGUAAUCUCCAGGUUUUCUUUGAUUUGUUCAAUUAAGAAUUGCACCUUGCUUAUUUAAGUUCACUUUUACACCUGAUGGAAUAUUCUUUCAAUACCCGCAGAAAGCAAAUUGUUAAAUUAUCUCCAGUUACUUUUAUUUGCUUUGUAUGAUCUUGAUGGAAACUGACGGCUUUAAAAAAAAAGACUGAAAAAACAAGUAUUGAUUACAUGAGAGGUAUAAACGAGUUAAGCUAAAGCAUGUUGAACCGUUGGCAUGGUCUCCCACUUGAGGUGCUCCUGGUUUUAACACACUGGGCGGUUUGAGGUUGUAGUUGUUUUUUUUUGGGUUGCACUAAUGAGAGAUCACAAAAACAGAAUGACCUCUAGUAUUAACACACUUUUUCAACAGCAAACUGAUGAGAGGAGCCGUGACGAGCCCCGAUCCCGCUGUGUCACUUUUCCUGCCUUAACUCACUCACUUACUAAACACUCCAGGUUCUCUUACAGCCGUGCAGCGUCCAGCCUCCGAUUGAAGACUUUACUUCCCUCACUAAAUAGAUGUUGCUGCGUUCAGGGUCACAUUUCCUUCCAUUACUGCUGCUUUUCCCGCCAUUGGUGUUUCUCCAGCUUACGUAUAUUUUCCAGUUGCUCAUCUUUUCCUUGAUGCUGCCGUUGUUGAGUGAACUUAAGACUUCUGUAUCAAGCAGGGUGGCCUACCUGGAUUACCAUUGUUUGUUAGCCCAGUGGAUGGAGGUUUCCAUCUCUGUGACGACAGCCGGGUUCACAGAGCAGACUCGUAACUCUAAAAGCCGCUUUAUGGCUUUCACUGCACCAAAGGUCAUCCCAGCUUCUUGACAUGAAUUGUUUGGUUGGAUUUUGAAAAAAAGACUACAGUUGGUUUCCUCAUCUCGAACUGUACGGUGCACCAAAUGAUGACUGAAAAUCCAACCUUGGGUUUUGACUGAAACUGUUGACAAUCCAUCCUGUCAUGUGUUUUCACACUUUGAUGUAUCACAUGAAGUUAAUCAUGUUUUAUGUUGGGAAAACUCUAAAAUCACUGUGAAAUCUGUUGUAAUACUGUAAACGAUGUGAUUAUCUCAAGAGAGUGAAUGUCUUUCAAGAAAGUGGAUCAUUCUUGAAGAGCCAAAGUGUUAUAUUUUAAACCAGCAAAUCAAGAAAAAUAAACUUUUUGAUGAACACAG
Messenger RNA from Acanthopagrus latus (yellowfin seabream), 9383 nucleotides. RefSeq names its product RNA binding motif protein 33a (gene rbm33a). The transcript is spliced from 19 exons. Gene Ontology annotation, molecular function: RNA binding. The record is from RefSeq and is a predicted model, not a curated record. Lineage: Eukaryota; Metazoa; Chordata; Actinopteri; Spariformes; Sparidae. Bases 225 to 4052 code for a protein of 1275 amino acids.